AUGCUUCCCGGGGUCGGCGUGUUUGGCACCAGCCUGACAGCGAGGGUGAUCGUGCCGCUGCUGAAGAAGGAGGGCUUCGCGGUGAAGGCGCUGUGGGGCCGCACGCAGGAGGAGGCGGAGGAGCUGGCCAAAGAGAUGAACGUCCCCUUCUACACCAACCGCAUCGACGACGUGCUGCUGCACCAGGACGUGGACUUGGUGUGCAUCAACCUGCCGCCGCCUCUGACGCGGCAGAUCGCCGUGAAAACGCUGGGUAUUGGUAAGAAUGUCAUCUGUGACCGGACCGCCACACCUCUGGAUGCCUUCCGAAUGAUGUCAGCUGCACAGUACUACCCUAAGUUGCUGAGCAUCAUGGGUAAUGUGCUGCGUUUCCUGCCAGCCUUUGUUCGUAUGAAGGAACUAGUGGAAGAGGGAUACAUUGGGGAGCUGCUGGUCUGUGAGGCCCAGGUCCACAGUGGAAGUCUACUGGGGAAGAAAUACAACUGGAGCUGCGACGACCUGAUGGGGGGCGGUGGCCUGCAUUCGGUGGGCAGUUACAUCAUCGACCUGUUGACGUUUCUGACGGGCCAGCGGGCGGCGAAGGUCCACGGCUUCCUCAAGACCUUUGUCAAACAGACGGACCACAUUCGGGGCAUCCGCCAGAUCACCAGCGAUGACUUCUGCACCUUCCAGAUGGUGCUGGAGGGAGGCGCGUGCUGCACAGUCACGCUCAACUUCAACGUUCCUGGAGAGUUUCGGCAGGAGGUGAUCGUCGUCGGGACGGUGGGGAGGCUCACGGUCAGCGGUACUGACCUGUAUGGGCAGAAGAACAGCGGGGGCGGGGGAACUGGUGGCGGUCCAGAGUUGCUCCUCAAAGACACCACGCCCCUCGAGAAGGCCUCCUUACCGGAGAAGGCCUUCAGCGACAUCCCGUCUCCAUAUCUCACCGGAACGAUCCGCAUGAUCCAAGCAGUACGGCAGGCAUUUCAGGACCAGGACGACCGGCGGACAUGGGACGGGAGACCGCUGACGAUGGCCGCCACCUUCGAGGACUGCCUUUACGCGCUUUGUGUGGUGGACACCAUAAAGAAAUCUAACCAGUGCGGCGAGUGGCAGAACAUUGUGGUGAUGACAGAGGAACCGGAGAUCAGCCCGGCCUACCUGAUCAGUGAGGCCAUGCGACGGAGCAGAAUGUCCCUCUACUGUUAGUGUCCUCGUUGACCUCAACUGCCAGCCUCUUGCCUAGAUGGCCGAACCCCUGUUCUACCACAUAGACUGGGGCUGGAGAAGAAAAGGCCUCGGUAUUGCUGCAAAAAUUUUUUUUACAGUUAAUCGCUUCAGUGCUUAAAUGCAAUACCGAUUCCUUUCAACACCUCCAUAUCUGUAUUGUUACAGAGAGGAUAUACCAAUACGAAACACAGAGCUACGUUUUUUUCCCAAUAAUCAGCCCUGGCAAUGAGAGGGCUUGUGGAAUUUCCACAGCACACUGCCUGAGUAAUGGAGGAAUAGCAAUGUGGUUUAUAUGUGAAUCUUUAUUUAUGAGAAAGCCUUUGCCCUCUGACAGAGGACUGGUAAGUGUCCCGCCAAGGAAAAUGCAUUUGUAUCAAACUGUCUCAUACUCUAUAGGAACUGGAGAUGGGACUAUUGUCCUAUGAAUAUCCGAGCAGUUGUGUCUCCAGGAAGACUACGUUCACUCCUGGUAGAGACGGGUCAGGAAUGAAACCGCUUCAUUGGCCAUUUGCUGGUCGGCUGGCUGAAGAAUAGAAGGGAUGGAGAGAAUUCCUUUUUUCCAGUUUCUAUUAAUCAAAAGGUUUAAGAGAACCACAAUGAAUUUUUCUCUUCCAGAAUUUGCUUCCAGUUCGUUCAUUUUAAAAACGGAAACUAUUGAUUUGACAAGAUGGUUUCUUUCUUUGCCACCCAAGAGGGUGUGUCCAUGUCAAGAUGCUUGCUGGACCGUAAAAGUAAUGAAGCCCUCUUUUACUCACCGCUUUUCUUCUUCAUGACUGGGUCUGGAUGACACACCUUACACUGUGCGUCCGACUGAGGACAGCCACGAAAGAAUGACUGUCUUCAAAUAAAACCACGUUCCAUUGUAUUGUCGCUGUAUCAGGACUAUUUGCUAGUUUUACACGGUGAAUGUUUCAAAUCAGUGUGCUUGGUUGCUUUAGUCUCUGUCUGCUUUGUCUGCUUCUGUAUGUGUGAAACUAGAGAGAGGGAAAAAAAAUCAAUAGUUUGGCUGGUGGGGCUUGCAGGGUGAUGUUCCCUCCGGUUUAAGUAUGCAAUGUAUCCAAGCCAGAGUUCCCAGUCAGUUAAGGGUGCAUGUCGUGGUAUGUGUAUAUGCAAUUAGACUAGGCAGUGCACUAAUAUAUAAGCCCUAGUAUGCCACGGGGAAUGCAUGCAUGGAUGAUACAAUCAUAAUUUCAUGUUAUUCUUGCUCAUUUCAUACAGUGAGAAAGUCACUGUACUCUGUGUGGUCCAUGACUGCAUCCUGGUAUUGAGUGUUAAGUCUAGGAUAUUAACGCAAUCGUCCACUAUGCUGUGCCUAACGGCUUAACCGUGUGGGAUUUGUAUCCACAGUAUUUCAAUUUGAAUGGUUAUCCAUAUGGCAAGAUAAUAUCCCUUAGCAGGAAAGAGUUGACAUGCAUUUUAAAGCUUCUUACACAUAACAUUAAAGCUAUAUGGAUGAAUAUCCAUGUUAUAUGCAGAUUGCGUAUGCAUAACAUAACAUCUGAUACGCAAGGCCACUGUGCAGAGUAAAACAUAAGACUUGAAACCAAUGGCACACAAAUGCAGUCAAUAAAUUGUGCUGCAGCGUGGGGUGGAUUGUUGCACAGAUGCAAAAUGUCAAGCUUUCAGAAAACCAAUGAAAUUUGACUGUUAGAGUAAAAACGAGUAAAGCUAAUUACUGAGGGGGAGACUGUUUUAUAUCCGAAGAGAAACAAAGGUUGAACUUCAGUAACGGAUCGAGUGUGGAUUUGCAAAGGGCAUGAGGGCCAAGACAGUCAGCAUAAUCAUCACCGCUCAGUAAGUAAAUGUAAACCAAGGAGAACCAAAUUGUGACUUUACUGAUUCAAAUAGUCAUUUACAGUGAAAUGCAUAAACAAACAUUUUGAUUUAUUUGUGAAUGUUAUUAUGUGUUAAAGAAUAGCAAGGUAUUGAUGUGUAUUGAUUAAAACGGCCUCAAUCGGUGUUUGCAAUUUUUUUUUUUUUUUUUACCAAAUCAGGACAAUUCAUACGUUGUCGGAUUAUUUGCCAAUCACAGUUUUCCGGGGCUCACUCGUAAUUUCCCACCAGUCGUCAUAUUGUCUGAUGUGACGACUGCACCCAUCUGCCACCUGCAAUACCGCAGCAAAUUCUGAUUGACUCAGGUCAAUAUCCCUCAUUGAAAGUGAAGGAAGAAUACUGUAGCACAUCGACCUACAAGCCAAAAAAUUGAUUUUUUUUAAAGUCUUGUUUUUACAACCACUCAAAUUAAUUUCUCUUCCCUCUUGUUGUUUCAAGGUCUUAAAAGCUGUGCCGAUAUACAACAUGUGUAAACUACUGAUAUUGUGUAUAUAUGAAAGUACUAUAAAACUUGAUAUGGGUUUGACUAAAAUAAUAAACGAGUACUGUAUGUAUUCUAUUUGUAGAAACGGAGGAACUGGAACAUGUUUUGUGAAAAAACACACUGUUGAGUAUUAAGGUUAUUUAUUUGAUUUUUUUUGUCAUUGUUUUAUGUACUGAUCUGUACUGUAUUUGGGGGAAAGAUUAACAAUAGACUGAGGCCUUGGAGCAUUCAGCUCCUUACUGUAUUCAUCCCCAAUCUGUGAAAUCUUGAAACAUAAGUGGCCCCCUUUUAAACAGAAAAUUCUGCAAGCUUUACCUGUCCUGCAUUCAGUCAACAUGGAUGCAUUGUAGAUAGCUUUUAAAAAAUGAUGGUAGGGCGUCCGGGUAGCAUGGCGGUCAAUUCCGUUGCCUACCAACACAGGGAUUAUCGGUUCGAAUCCCCAUGUUGCCUCCAACUUAGUCGGGUGUCCCUGCAGACACAAUUGGCUAUGUCUGUGGGUGGGAAGCUGGAUGUGGGUGUGUGUCCUGGUCGCUGCACUAGCGCCUCCUCUGGUCGGUCGGGGCACCUGUUCAGGGGGGAGGGGGAACUGGAGAGGGAAUAGCGUGAUCCUCCCACGUGCUACGUCCCCCUAGCGAAACUCCUUACUGUCAGAUGAAAAGAAGCGGCUGGCGACUCCACAUGUAUCAGAGGAGACGUGGUAGUCUGCAGCCCUCCCCGGAUCGACAGAGGGGGUGGAGCAGUGACCAGUAUGGCUCAGAAUAGUGGGGUAAUUGGCUGGGUACAAUUGGGGAGAAAAAAAGGGGGAGGGGUGAUGGCAGACACGUUCUAAACUGCUGUUGUCUGUGUAAUCUCGGUCUCAGUCUGACAUAACUUCAUUGUCUUGCAGACUACGGCGUUACAAUAACUACUGGACAUGAAUUCUGAGCUCAUACAGUGCAUCCAAGAGUGACCGCUUUACCGCCCAUUACUUAUGUUGUUAUAAGUUCUCACAUAUCAAACUACGCUCUGCACACAGGUCAGGAGAUUUUGUCAUAGUGUCCAAUUGCAAGACGUGCUGCGGUGCGGGCAGCUACAUCUUCGCAUAACAAUGCACUGUACUUUUGUUAUGAAGUUGCAAAAAUAUGAU
Molecule: messenger RNA, 4652 nt
Organism: Lampris incognitus (smalleye Pacific opah)
Lineage: Eukaryota; Metazoa; Chordata; Actinopteri; Lampriformes; Lampridae
Gene: gfod1
Product: glucose-fructose oxidoreductase domain containing 1
Exons: 3
Coding region: 1-1188 (395 amino acids)
Molecular function (GO): nucleotide binding
Source: RefSeq, a predicted model, not a curated record